AUGCCUAUCAUUUCUACCUUCACGCUGCCGGACUCGAUCGAGUCCCUACUGCAAUUCGAUGAUUCCGACUCGCCCUUUUUCAUAACCUUUACGACCUCGAACCUACCAGAGACGGGGGAGUCAUGGUGCCCCGACGUCAGAGCCGCCCUGCCGCUCAUCCAUGCCGCCUUUGAAGGAGACAACGCCCCCAGGAUGGCAUUCGUUGAGGUUGGCCAGAGACCCGAGUGGAAGGUCCCAACCAACGUCUACCGGACGAAGUGGGACGUCCAUAACGUCCCUACUAUUGUCCGGUACCAGCGUGUGAAUGGUCAGAUCAAGGAGACAGGCCGAUUGGUUGAGGGGGACAUUCUGGACAACCAAAGACUGCAGUCACUUCUCAAUCAAUAG
Molecule: messenger RNA, 387 nt
Organism: Colletotrichum karsti
Lineage: Eukaryota; Fungi; Ascomycota; Sordariomycetes; Glomerellales; Glomerellaceae
Product: duf953 domain protein
Exons: 2
Coding region: 1-387 (128 amino acids)
Cellular component (GO): cytosol
Molecular function (GO): protein-disulfide reductase [NAD(P)H] activity
Source: RefSeq, a predicted model, not a curated record